Molecule: messenger RNA, 2211 nt
Organism: Dissoconium aciculare CBS 342.82
Lineage: Eukaryota; Fungi; Ascomycota; Dothideomycetes; Mycosphaerellales; Dissoconiaceae
Product: LAG1-domain-containing protein
Exons: 1
Coding region: 281-1984 (567 amino acids)
Biological process (GO): ceramide biosynthetic process
Cellular component (GO): membrane
Molecular function (GO): sphingosine N-acyltransferase activity
Source: RefSeq, a predicted model, not a curated record
UGACUGCCCAGCUGGAGGUAUUCACCAGCAUUGAGAUUACCAUACACCGUCGGAGCCCUGAAGGUCUCCCUGUUGCAUCCACUCCCGAGCGCGGCGAUCUCUCACUAGCUCCAAUAUCUGGCGUGUCGAAGUUCCACUCCCGAUUUCGUUGUUCUCCCGGCAUUUGGGUCACAUUACUCCCCUUGGCCACCGCCUUUCUUCUUUCAUACUCGCUGCCACGGCUCACAUCGACAGGAUCAGCCCUCUUUCGAUGUCCUUAACCCUUGAGGAGGAGGCAAGCAUGGCUACCAUUGCUGCCGAACCUCAUCAGGACAAGGUCUCACCCGCCGAUCUCGACGACAUGGCAUUGUGCGGCAAUCCCAGCAAAUCCACCACAGAAUCGGCAUCAUCACCGACAUCAACGUCAACGUCACAGAAGCCUAAGAGGAGGAGACAAAAGCAACAUGGGUCUCCUCACCUCAAAUCGCACCAACCGCAAGAGACGCUCGCCGGCGCCUUUCGCAUGAUGCUCGUCCGCCAUCAGCUUGGCCUCUCUCUCAACCUCGUCCUCCUCCUCGCUCUGACACACGCUUUCUUCCCCGCUCUGCGUGCUCACACAUCCGCCGUUUUCGCCAUCUCCUAUCCUUCCUCCACCCAACCAGGACUAUACGCGCAGGGUCCCAAUGACAUCUACAUGGUGGGGAGCUUCGUUGUCUUUUUCACCGGACUUCGCGCUUUUCUCCUCGAUUAUGCAUUUAUGCCGCUGGCGACUAAGUGCGGGAUUAAGAAACAGAAGGCGCGGGUGCGGUUUGCGGAACAGGCAUAUGUGCUGUCAUACUAUGGUUUCUACUGGUGCUGGGGCGUUUAUAUCUUUGUGCAGGACACCCCCGCGGAAGUCAACAGCAUCCACAGCCUGUUGCAAUCCCUCUGGCGCGACUUUCCACGCCUGCUGCUGCCCGGCAGCAUCAAGGUCUACUAUCUCUCCCAGCUGGCGCAAUGGAUUCAGAUGGUUUUGGUCAUUCACAUUGAAGAGAAGCGCAAAGACCACUACCAGAUGCUCGCACACCAUGUCAUCACCAUCGCGCUGAUGGCUGGCAGCUACGCUAAUUACCAAUGCCGGGUGGGCAUAGCGAUCCUCAUCUGCAUGGAUUUUGUCGACUGCGUUUUCCCGCUCGCCAAAAUCCUACGCUACUUGGCUCUGCAGAGAGCCUGUGAUAUCAUGUUCGGCGUCUUCGUCGUCUCGUGGAUCCUCUCUCGCCAUGUCGCUUACUUGUCGAUCUGCUGGAGCAUCUACGCGCUCAUCAAUACCCCUGGAUUGACGGAGCAUGGCACCUAUUCCGCAACCACUGGCGCUAAAAUCUCAUCGGUCCCGUAUGCCGAUGGCAACAUCAGCAGCUUUGCUGCGUCACCUGUCGCCUGGCUCAGCGGAGUCGCCCCAGCGUUCCUCCGACCGGAUGCACGGACAAUCACUUUCAGCGCCAGCAUCCGCUGGACCUUCCUUAGCCUGCUCAUGGCGCUACAAUGCAUCACCCUCGCCUGGCUAUACAUGAUCUUCCGCGUGGUCGCGAAAGUCCUCCGCGGCGAAGGUGCCGACGACUCCCGCAGCGACGACGAAGGCGACGAGGAGAACGAUAACGGCAACGACGAUGACGAUGUCCAAGAUGACGACUUUGACGCCUCUGACGACGCCGUCAUGCGCGCAGGCUACGAGGCCAAACCUCGCUUCAUCGAGGUCGCGCCGGAAGACGACGAGGACAACGGCGAAUGGACAUCGGCGAACACCGCGGCACGAAAUGCCAGCAUGGCCGCGGCAGGGAGCGCGAGCAAUAACAACAACACCACUCGGAGGAAAUCCCGGACCCCCGCAGGAGGCAUCUCCUCGGGCCUCAACCUCGUCGGCGAUCACAAGGAUAUCUUGAACCGCAUCGGGUGUUUGAGCGAGGAGCAGCUGGCGCGCGAACGAGAGAAGAGGGAGGGCAGUCCACGGUCGGAUCGACGGUCGUAAGAUAGACCAAGCACAAACUGGUUUUGCGUUGUCGUUCUCGUUCUGAAAGUCGAGGUCUAUCUGAUAAUUCUUUGGAGGGAAUCAUGUUUUUCUUGUAAUGCAAAAUUUUCGAGCUUUUCUUGUUUAUCGCAAGAAAGUAAAGAACAAAAUCGAUACCGGUAAGGAUUGAAACUCCUGUCUGAUCUCAGGGCACUAUAACCAUGUUCCUUUCUUAGUGUAUACCUGGU